AUGGAGAACAGAGUGCAGAAAGGUCCUAGGCAACCUAAAAAGAAGAACCCGCAAGAGCCGACCUCCUCUCCAGCAGAAAAGCCAGAUGAAAACAUGGAGACUGAAGAGGAUGAGGAGGAGGAUGACAGCAGCUCAGGAUGGGCAAUUCCUAUCACUUCGUGUUUGUUCUGCCCACAAACAACAUCUUCAAAAGAAGAGGCAGGAGAGCAUAUGAGAUUUCAACACGGAUUUGCUUUACCUGAUAGGAAGUACUUGGUUGACGAAGACGGUAUGCUUAAGUAUUUAGGGCUGAAAGUAGGAGCUGGGCGUUGCUGCAUUUUUUGCCCAGAUAUACGGAGCCGCUUCGCUACUGUGGCCGCAUGUCAAGCUCAUAUGCGAGAUAAACAACACUGUAAGGUGAACCGCGAGCCAGAAGGCAUGUUGGAGUUCGCGGAGUAUUACGAUUACAGACUUUGA
Cooperia oncophora is the source of this 456-nucleotide messenger RNA. The record is from the annotation of a GenBank genome assembly. NCBI's taxonomy places the organism in Eukaryota, Metazoa, Nematoda, Chromadorea, Rhabditida, Trichostrongylidae.